Molecule: messenger RNA, 1770 nt
Organism: Aspergillus ochraceoroseus IBT 24754
Lineage: Eukaryota; Fungi; Ascomycota; Eurotiomycetes; Eurotiales; Aspergillaceae
Product: putative sugar transporter
Exons: 7
Coding region: 1-1725 (574 amino acids)
Biological process (GO): transmembrane transport
Molecular function (GO): transmembrane transporter activity
Source: RefSeq, a predicted model, not a curated record
AUGCCGUUCGGAAUCAACCCCUUCCACAAAAAUGAGCAUCAAGAUUUAUCCGGAGUCGUCGUGCCCCUCUCUAAUGUGCCGGCGCCCUUACAUCCCGCGCUAGAAAAGAGAGUACCCGCCGAUGAGAAGACUGGCGGUAACAGCCAACAUGGCCAUCUAACCCUAGAAACUCUGCGUGUCGAGGUGGAGUCGGAUAUUGCUGCCUCUGGCCACGAUAGUGCCUAUGACCGCAAAGCGAAGGUGAUCAACAGAGCGAUUCAGGAUAUCGGCAUGGGCCGUUACCAGUGGGAGCUGUUUGCUCUCUGCGGAUUCGGCUGGUUAGCAGACAAUCUAUGGCUGCAGGGUGUGGCGCUCACAUUGCCCCAACUGUCGCUCGAAUUUGGGGUCUCGGAUUCCCAGGUUCGUUUCACCACCUGUGCCUUGUUCUUGGGCCUUUGCAUCGGGGCCUCAUUCUGGGGGAUUGCUUCCGAUAUCAUCGGCCGUCGUCCAGCGUUCAACUUGACUCUAUUCAUCUGCGGUGUAUUUGGCCUGGCCGCUGGCGGUAGCCCUAAUUGGAUCGGUACUUGUGCAUUGUAUGCCUGUCUGGGUCUUGGAGUCGGUGGAAACCUCCCCGUGGAUGGAGCUCUCUUCCUCGAGUUUCUGCCUUUUGCGUCGGGAAGCCUCUUGACCAUGCUUUCUGUAUGGUGGCCAGUGGGUAAUCUGAUUGCUAGUUUGUUGGCAUGGGCCUUCAUCCCCAACUACACCUGCGCAUCAUCCGAGGGACCAUGCACGAGAGAACAAAACAUGGGCUGGAGAUAUCUCGUGCUCACGCUCGGCGCGCUGACCCUUGCCAUGUUCAUCUGCCGAUUCUUCCUCUUCCAUCUGUACGAAUCGCCCAAGUUCCUGCUUUCCCGCGGACGCCAGGACGAAGCCAUCGCCGCGGUCUACGGGAUCGCCUGCAAGAACAAGACCCAGACGUGGCUCACGGCGGAAAUCCUGAACGAAAUCGGCGGGUAUCCCGAGGAAUCCCACGAUCAUCAUCAUCAUCAUCAACCGCUGAACGCCACGGAAAGAGUGUCGAGACACCUCGCCAAGUUCUCUCUGGAGCGCGUGCGGCCUCUCUUCGCAACCAAGAAGCUCGCUCUCACCACAACGAUCCUCUGGUUCUGCUGGACCACCAUCGGAAUGGGCUACCCCCUCUUCAACGCCUUCCUCCCCCAGUACCUCAAGAACGCCGGCGGCUCAACCUCGCCGCAGCAGCCCGCCUCAACCGUGUACCGCAACUACGCCAUCGCCGCGGCCGUCGGCGUCCCGGGCCCCCUGCUCGCCCGCUACACCGUCGACCUCAACCGGCCCCUCGGCGGCCGCAAGGGCACCCUGGCCCUCGCGACCCUGGCCACCGGCGUGCUGCUCUUCGGCUUCACGGCCGCCUCCCCGGCGGACCCCCGCGUCCAGCUGCUCUGCACCUGUCUCGAGGCCUUCUUCCAGAACGUCAUGUACGGCGUCCUCUACGCUUAUACCCCGGAGGUCUUCCCCGCCCCGAACCGCGGCACGGGCACCGGGAUCGCGGGGUGUUUGAAUCGCAUCGCGGGGCUGUGUGCGCCGAUUGUCGCGGUCUACAGUAGUGGUGGUGGUGGUGGUGGUAACCCCGAUGCCCCGAUCUAUGCCUCUGGCGGCUUGAUCCUGGCGGCGUUUCUUGCCAUGUGUUUGCUUCCGAUUGAGACGAGGGGGAAGCAAACUUUGUAGUUAUUUGGGGGAUGGAACUCUCUUCUUUUUUUUUUUUUUUUUUUU